AUGGCUGACGUCGAGCACGUUUCUGAUGCUAAAGCAACUGUUUUGCAAGUCGAAGGAGUUGAAAAUAAUGAGAAUCGCAUUCAGGAUGUUUUGCCAAGUUAUGGAAAACCGUGGUUUCGGAUUGGCUUCUUGGUCAAGCUCAAUGCUCAAAUCUCCGUAUUGCUGCUCACGAGUUUCCUUUCCGGCUUCGAUGGCAGCAUGUUGAAUGGUGUCCAGUCUCUGCCUGUGUGGCAGGAAGACUUCAAUCAUCCCACCGGAUCGAGCUUAGGACUGCUCAGCACGAUGCAGACAGUGGGCCUUGUUGUCAGCAUGCCGUUUGCACCAUACGUGACCGACCAUGUCGGUCGCCGUCAUCCCGUUUUCUUUAGCUCUGCCAUAUGCAUACUAGGCGCCAGCCUUCAAUCAGCUUCAUGGAACGUUGGUUCCUUCAUUGCUGGGCGAUUUCUUCUUGGAUUUGGGACUGGCUUUGUGGCUAGUGGCGCCGCGCCGCUGCUUGCAGAGCUUUCGUAUCCAACUCACAGAGUCUUGGUCUCUGGAUUAUACAAUACCACUUGGUAUCUAGGAGCCAUCGUUGCAGCAUGGUCCACGUAUGGGUCUUUCAGGAUGCCAAAUUCAUGGAGACGAAAGGAAAAAGCUCGCCAAGUUCUAGUAAAUUCGCACGCUGGUGGCGAUGAAAAUUCUCCCUUGGUUGAGUUUGAAUUGGCCGAGAUCAUUUCUGCCAUCGAAGAAGAGCAGAAGAGAAACACGAAGUCCUGGCUCUCAUUUUUCAAUUCAAGGGCCAAUAUAUGGAGACUUUCCAUAGUUGUCACACUUGGUCUCAUGGUCCAAUGGUCUGGUAGCGGACUUGUAUCAUUCUACCUCAUUCUCGUCCUCAAGAGUAUUGGCAUUACCGAUCCUGAGACCCAGAAUACGAUCAAUGGUGGCCUGCAAAUCUACAACUAUGCCACUGCUAUACUGGGUGCCUUUCUACUCGAUCGAUUCGGCCGUCGGACCAUGAUGCUGUUGUCAACUUGUGGUAUGGCCGUCGCCUUCCUGAUUUGGACCGUUCUAUCAGCUGUGAACGAAGAGCGCGGAUUCGAUUCGAAGUACGGCGUCGGAGUCGUCCUCAUGAUCUUCAUCUUCUACUUCUUCUACAACGUCGCCAUGAACCCAAUAGCCGUUCUCUACAUCCUGGAGGUCCUGCCUUUCACUCUACGUGCUAAAAGAAUGACCAUCAACGGUAUGGUGGGAAUGGGAGCAGCCGUAUUCAACGGCUUCGUUAAUCCAAUCGCCCUUGAAGCGAUGGGCUGGAAGUGGUAUCUGGUCUUCUUCUGUUUGAUUGUUCUCUGGAUUGGGGUUGUUUAUUUCCUUUAUCCUGAGACCAAAGGCAUGAGCCUGGAAGAGAUUACAGAUGUUUUUGAAGGCCCGGACAGCCGGCUGCCUUUCCGUAAGCAGAAGAAGGCUAUGAAUGAGCAUUGA
This is a messenger RNA of Aaosphaeria arxii CBS 175.79, 1458 nucleotides long. RefSeq names its product MFS general substrate transporter. Lineage: Eukaryota; Fungi; Ascomycota; Dothideomycetes; Pleosporales. Gene Ontology annotation, biological process: carbohydrate transport; transmembrane transport. The record is from RefSeq and is a predicted model, not a curated record. The coding region runs from base 1 to 1458 and encodes 485 amino acids. Gene Ontology annotation, molecular function: carbohydrate:proton symporter activity. The transcript is spliced from 5 exons. Gene Ontology annotation, cellular component: membrane.